GUCCCGGCUCCAGCGCCCCGCACCCGCGAGAAGAAAUGUCUCACUCAGGACCCCUCUCCAGGAACCUUUUUCUGAGCACCUUCCUGCAGGAGCAUGGCCCGGAAGUUCUGGAGGUUCCGGGUAUGACAGAUCUCGUGGAGUAUUAUGACCCUGGGCCCUCCCCUAACAGCAACAACCCCGACGAUGUGGCCAUGCGGCUGGCCUUCAUCGGGGACGAGAUGGAAGUGAGAUGGAUGCUUCCCCGCGUUGGCGAGCUGCCCGGGAUGGCCAUGUACAGCUUGGCUUUUACCUACAACCAGACAGGCCUGAGAGGUGUUCUUAGAAGUUUCCUGGAUGGUCUUGCUAACCUCAGGGAGAACAUCCGCAUCUGGAGCUUCCUGACCUUCCGGAACAGGGUGUCCCCCAACCCGGGGCGCGGGCUGGUGCUGUCGCUGCUGCUGCUGCUGGUGCUGCUACUAGGCUGGGGCCUCCGCCUCCUCCAGUGACACCAGCUGGAGCCGCUGGGGACGGGGCUGGCCUCGCCCCCGCCUGACCACCACCCUGGAGGUGGCCUUACUGGUUUUGUUGUCUUUUUUAACUGUUUUCUGCUGAUCCCUUUUUUUAUAUUUAAACUCCGAGUGCUGGGACACUACUGAGGUUUCAUACUAGUUUUUUCUUUCUUUUUUGUAAGAGAAAUGAAUUCAUUAUACCUCGGGGGUGGUUACUGGUUAACUGCCCGCGCCACGGCCUGGCUGGGCCGCUCUCCUGGCCUCAGCCCCUGAGGUGGCCUGGGUGCUGUCACUGCUACCACCACCCGGCAGGGAAGGAGCCUGGAGCCUUCCUCCAGCAGCGGGGGGAGUGCUGGCCACACCCCCAUGUCGGGGAGGCCCCGGGGCGAAGAGAAAAUCUGCUGGAAUAGAUUUGAUGG
Messenger RNA from Nyctereutes procyonoides (raccoon dog), 907 nucleotides. RefSeq names its product BCL2 interacting killer (gene BIK). The record is from RefSeq and is a predicted model, not a curated record. NCBI's taxonomy places the organism in Eukaryota, Metazoa, Chordata, Mammalia, Carnivora, Canidae. The transcript is spliced from 5 exons. The coding region runs from base 36 to 485 and encodes 149 amino acids. Gene Ontology annotation, biological process: apoptotic mitochondrial changes; male gonad development; apoptotic process.